Molecule: messenger RNA, 1359 nt
Organism: Limanda limanda (common dab)
Lineage: Eukaryota; Metazoa; Chordata; Actinopteri; Pleuronectiformes; Pleuronectidae
Product: double C2-like domain-containing protein alpha
Exons: 11
Coding region: 1-1359 (452 amino acids)
Source: RefSeq, a predicted model, not a curated record
AUGAGGAGUUUCACACUCGCGAUAUCACUGAGCCCUAUGACUGUGCGGAAAGGAAAACGUUUAGGCAUCUCCAUCCAGGAGCACAUGGCCAUCGACGUCUGCCCGGGCCCCAUCCGGCCCAUCCGGCAAAUCUCGGCUUACUUCCCUCGCCUCUCGCCCACUUCCUCCUUCACUGAGCCCGUCUCGCCGAACCAGCUGGGAGCCCCCGCCCCACUCAGCCCUGGCAUCGCAGGUCAAGGUGGAGGGGCUGUCGGCGGGGGGGGAGGCGGUGGGAGCAGCGGCCUGUUGUCCCCCUUUUUACCGGGGAUGGGGGGCGGAGGCGGCUCGCUAUCAGCCAUGAGCAGCAUGGACACCUCCAUCGAGAUUGACAGCUGUGACAGCGAUGAUAGCACCGCCCUGGGGACUUUGGAGUUUGAUCUCCUGUACGAGCGAGCGACCAGCUCCUUACACUGCACAGUCAUGAGAGCAAAGGGUCUGAAACCGAUGGAUUUCAACGGCUUGUCAGAUCCUUACGUCAAGCUGCAUCUUCUGCCCGGAGCCUGCAAGGCCAAUAAACUGAAAACCAAGACCGUCCGCAACACGCUGAACCCCGUGUGGAACGAGACGCUCACCUACUGUGGAAUCACCGAGGAGGACAUGUACCGCAAAACACUCCGGGUGUCCGUGUGCGACGAAGACAAGCUGACACAUAAUGAGUUCAUCGGGGAGUCGCGGGUGGCCCUGCGCCGCGUGAAGCCGGACCAGACCAAACACUUCAACAUCUGUCUGGAGCAUCCACCUCCUCUGCCGUCACCGACCGCGAUGAGCUCGGCCCUGAGAGGAAUCUCCUGUUACCUGAGAGAGUGGGAGACGGAGCAGCAGAGGAGUCUGGAGGAAAGAGGCCGUUUGCUGCUCUGCCUGCAGUUCCUCCCCCCCGCGGGCGACGAGGACGUGAAGGGCGAGGCCAAGGAGAGGGCUCGCGGCGGCCUGUGCGUGGGCGUCAAACGCUGCGCCCACCUGGCCGCCAUGGACGUCAACGGCUACUCGGACCCCUACGUCAAAACGUAUCUCAAGCCCGACGUUCAGAAGAAAUCCAAGCACAAAACCGCCGUCAUAAAGAAGACUCUCAACCCAGAGUUUAAUGAGGAGUUCUUCUACGAAAUCUCCUUCUCAGAGUUGGCCACCAAGACGCUGGAGGUCACGGUGUGGGACUACGAUCUGGGAAAGUCCAACGACUUCAUCGGGGGUGUGUCCUUGGGGUGUCACUCGCAGGGAGACACUCUGCAGCACUGGAUAGAAUGUCUGAAAAACAAGGGCACGAAGGUGGAGCGCUGGCACACGCUGACCAACGAGCUGCCGGGAUCCACGGUGCAGGAAUGA